Messenger RNA from Cherax quadricarinatus, 1030 nucleotides. The record is from RefSeq and is a predicted model, not a curated record. Lineage: Eukaryota; Metazoa; Arthropoda; Malacostraca; Decapoda; Parastacidae.
AGAUGCCUAAUUUAUUUUUUCCAGACUGACGGUAAAACAAGACUCGAGAGGCAGGAAAGAGGUGAGAGGAGUAAGAGAUGAAGAAGGCAGGCAGGAUGUGUGCUGGGUGAACUAAUCCGCAAUGCCUAAUUGGUGUCGACGACCUCGUAUUCACCGACUACUGCUUAUUGUGUUGGUGGUUGGGACAGCGCUGGUGUUUGUGAGUCUGCUGCUGGCUGCUGUGGGUGAAGAUAAUGAUGACUCUGACACCUGGCCUCCACACCAUCUCCCUCACCACCAACAUCGGCACUACAGUCAACAUGCCCCAAAGAUGACACAAGACCUGGUUGGUCCUGGGGUGGUAGUGAGUGUGGUGGAAGAGGAGAGCUUGCUGGAGCGUCUGUUACCUGGUGGCGGUGCCCCGCACACCCUGCUCAUCCUCAACAUGACUCAUCCACCCUCGCCAGAACUUCACUGCCUCAAUACCAGGUGUGAUCCCGAGUACCCAGUGUGUCCUCAUGAUGCUUCCAAUGACAGGUACAUCUCUCAGCAGCUACUGAGAGAAGGCACCUGGGAGCCACACAUCAUCACACUCUUCUCAGCUGCUUUGGCCUACUACCCGUCAAGCACUGUGGUUGAUCUAGGUGCUCAUGUAGGUGUGUACAGCCUACUAGGAGCACGGUUGGGUGCAUGGGCGGUUGCGGUGGAGCCAGUGUGGUCAUCAGCAGUAAGACUACAUGCUGGUGCUGUGGCUGGGGGGGUGGCCAGCAAGGUCACCAUUUUGCUUCAUGCAGUAGCUGACCACCGUUUCCAUGCUAAGUUACACUACCGUGAGGGUAACCUUGGUGGAACGUCAGUAGUGAAGGCAACACCGAGGGAGGCAGAGAUCAUCAGGAAGUCACGACCUCAUGACCAAGUCACCACAAUCACUUUGGAUCACCUCAAGUCAUUUGUCAACACUUCUCAUGUCCUCCUUAAGAUUGAUGUUGGUCAGUUGAUGGUUCAUCAUUAUGAUCAUUAUUGUCAUUAUUAUAAGCACUACUUUUAUUAA